AUGCCUGAGAGCCAUUUCUCACUUUGUGCAGUUCGCACUUAUCCGGUGAUUGCAUCGGCGGGCAACACACAAUUCCGUAUCUUUAAUGGAAUUCCCGAUUGUGACUAUCGCCUAAGCACUAAUUUAGCUGCACGCAACAAUUUCACACUGAAUGGUCUGGACUUUUAUUAUAGUGGCAGUAUAGAUACCAUUAAUGGGACAUACACACUAACCUAUAGCAUUGAGACCUUAACCGAAGGCUGUCGCCAAUUGGAGGGGGGCACCCAGCAGCUCUAUGAGGCGAAGGCUCAUACAUUGUUUCUGCGACCCAAUCAGAUAAUUGGUAAAUAUUGGUACGAGGAUGAUAUACAAAAAUCAAACAAAUCCUUAGCCCAUGUCCGGACGCUGGCUAAUUUAUUGGCCACCACAAAGAUCGUAUGGACAGAGGUGAAGACAUCCAACACAGCUCUCGAAAUACAGGCACGAAAUCAUGAAUUGUAUGAAUUGAGCACAGUUCAGUAUGUGGUAACCGUCGGCGAGUAUCAAGUGGCCCAAGUGAAUCUUCGUCCUGGCGGUGUGUACUCUCUAGUGAUUGGCUCAGGGCAAAAUGGAUAUGUGGCAAGCAUGUUCGAGGUAACCCAACCGAAUUCCAUAAGUAUGCUCUGGUUGGUGCCACAGUAUGUGAUUAUGACACUGGGUGAGGUUAUGUUCUCGGUAACCGGGCUAGAGUUUUCCUAUUCCGAGGCUCCUACCAGUAUGAAGUCGGUGCUGCAGGCUUGCUGGCUGCUAACGGUGGCCUUUGGCAAUGUCAUUGUUGUGAUUGUGGCCGAAUUGAAGUUCUUUCAAUCACAGGCUAACGAGUUCUUCUUAUUUGCUGGACUUAUGUUUGUGGAUAUGUUAAUAUUCAUGUGGGUAGCCUAUUUCUAUAUACCAAAUAAUGGCCAAGAGAGCAGUGCUCAUGGUCGACGGCAUGACGAGGAUAAGUUGGACUAAAAUAUUUACCAAUGCCUCGUUAUUUAUCAGUAUUGAUUAUAAAUAUUUU
Molecule: messenger RNA, 1021 nt
Organism: Drosophila willistoni
Lineage: Eukaryota; Metazoa; Arthropoda; Insecta; Diptera; Drosophilidae
Product: peptide transporter family 1
Exons: 3
Coding region: 1-972 (323 amino acids)
Biological process (GO): transmembrane transport
Cellular component (GO): membrane
Molecular function (GO): dipeptide transmembrane transporter activity
Source: RefSeq, a predicted model, not a curated record